UGGGUAUAUUAUCUUCUUCCCGUUGCCUCUCGGGUCGCCUACUCAACGAAGAUGUGGUUGGUUGUCAAACCGAAUUAAUUAUCCGUUACUACCCAUUACCGACUACCGCUAGAUGUUCUGCUCGUGGUGACCUUGUAUCUCGCUGAGAACAUUCUCAAUAUUGUAUUUUCUUUCCCGACCGUUUUAGCCUGCCUGUCUCCAAUCUGUAGUCUGUCUCCAUCUCCAUGGCUACCUCGAAUGUGCUGGAGGAGUCCUGCCUGCUGCAGAGAGUCAGAUCUCACAGCGACCCGAGCAGCAUCAUCGUGGAACCUCGUGCCGCCGGAGCUACCGGAGCACAGCGUACUGCAGCAGUGAUGGAGCAGCAGCAGGGGGAGGGUGCUCUGGGGGUUGUGGUCUCGGGGGUGCGGACCCCUCCCGUAAGGAUGAACAGUAAACUGGCCAGUCUGGGGCGGAUCUUUAAACCCUGGAAGUGGAGGAAAAAGAAGCAGCAGAACUCCUCAGCUGUAGAGAGGAAGGCAGCGGUACCACAGACCCCAGACCAACUGGUUAGGAGGGGCCUGGAGACCCCAGACCAACUGGUUAGGAGGGGCCUGGAGGGGACUGAGCCAGACUGUUGUGAGGCGUGUGGGGGGGUAGAGGACCCUCCCAGCCAAUCAGAUGCAGAGGAGGAGGAACCUCUGGCUCCCCUGGCAACCACCUCAGAGGACCUGGUCAGCGACGAAGACAACCCCUCUACAGUGAUGGACCUGACAGAGGAUACUGUGAUGGUGGCCGUCCCUAGCCAGAGUGAGGAGGGUGGAGAGGAGGAUGCGUCCCUCUGUGAGUCCUGUGUGGACAAUAAUCUGGGACAGGCUGAGACAGGAGGGGGACAGGAGACACCCCACCCAAUGGACCCACCAUCCUGCCGGGCCGGCACCCCGCCACCCCCCAACCGGCCCAAACUACUGACCAGGCUGGGCAGUCUAGAGGGUCCUCACCCUUUCCCUAAGUCGGGUGCUAACCCAGAGAGGAAGAAGUCUCCAGCCACUUUCCCCAGGACCUUCACCCUGCCCAGAACCUCCCCGGAUUCCUUGCUGAGAGGACGGAUCACCACGCCUACUGGCUCUCCCCACCUGGGGAUGCUGCACCCCCCACCACCACCCAGUUGCAUCAUUGAGGAGCUCCAUCGCGCCCUGGCCACCAAACAUAGACAGCACAGUUUCCAACCAAAGGAGAUACACUCUUCUCCGAAGCGUCGGUCCGACGGUCAUCUGUUGCAUACAGCCAGCGUGGAGAAAGAGCUGUUCGGAGCCUCGGAGAGAGAGAAGGAGAGGGAGAAGGAAAGAGAGAGAGAGUCAGAUGAGAACAAGGAGAACAGACGUCUAGACGAUCCUGACCGUUGGAACGACUCCGUCAUCUCCGGCACCCUGCCGCGGCGGAUGCGUAAGGAGUUGUUAACGGUGAAGCUUCGUAACCGGCCCAGUCAGCAGGAGCUGGAGGACAGAAACAUCUUCCCUGUUCGCUCAGACCUGGAGAGACAGGAGACACGACAGCACAUAGAGACCAAGCUGGCCAAGCGGCUGAGCCAGAGACCCGCGGUAGAGGAGCUGGAGAGUCGGAACAUCCUCAAACAGAGGAAUGACCAGUCAGAGCAGGAGGAGAGGAGGGAGAUCAAACAGAGACUCAACAGGAAGUUGAACCAGCGUCCUACAGUAGAUGAGUUAAGGGACAGGAAGAUACUGAUUCGUUUCAGUGACUAUGUUGAGGUGGCCAAGGCUCAGGACUACGACCGCAGGGCAGAUAAACCCUGGACCAGGCUGUCUGCUUCAGACAAGGCAGCAAUAAGGAAGGAGCUGAAUGAGUUCAAGAGUAACGAGAUGGAGGUUCACAAUUCCAGCAAGCACCUGACGAGGUUCCAUCGGCCGUAGUGUAGUGGUGGUUUCUUCUGCAGAAGCUGGGUGGUCCAAUUAUCAGUGAAGACCAUAUGACCGUGUUCCCAGGCUCCUACCCACGGCCCCAGACUGUCCUGUCUUGAUAUGUGGGCUAGUUCCCGGAUGUUCAACCUACAGAUAUCUGUCUGUCUUUGUGCCAACUUGGAGGAUGUCUGUCUCUGUGUGUCACCAUGGAGGCUAUGUCUCUAGAGCUGGCGCCCAGGAAAGAUCACAGGAGACAUCAGACUGAUAUUCUCUUAAAGGAGCUAUCAAAAUGUCUCUGGCCGCUUUCUCCUAGACGUCAACCAAUGAGAAAAAGAAUGAAAAAGAUGACAGCACUUGUUAGUUCACGAGUUGUUUCUCUCGAUUCACUCCAUACCAGCAGUCUAAAAUAAUCAGAAAACUAUUGCCAUGCAACAAAUGUUUCUCAGAAUUUCUCUUGGUGUGGUGAAGGUUAAAAAGAAACCUACGAAGAAGGCUAAAGGAUGAAAGAGUACAUCCCUGAGACUGCUGCUGUGGAAUAAACUGAAAUAAAUAACGUUGACUGUGAGUGCUUGGGGUCUGGUUUCAUAUUGGAUCCUUGGAUCAGCCACAGGAGGAACUACGAGGAGCCUCCAACCUGGAGGAACCAGCCUGAUCGCUGCAGUCACCAUUCUAUUUCACUUCACGCACCAAUCUCACAUUCCUCCUCAGUUUGAGCCUAUGUCUGUGACGAGAGGCAGUAUUCAAAACGUACUUAUCAGCGAUUGCAUCACCUUCAACCAAUCACUGUUUCUGAGAGGAAUCUGAUUGGAUCAGUCAUUUUCCGAUGUAUUCCAAACACCUAUUGGAUAAAGACUAGACGGAUAAGUGCAGUGAGACAGAAUGGUGAAGGCAGCGAUCAGGCUGGUUCCUCCUCCAACUUGCUCAGAGGAAACAGCACAUCUCCUUCAGAGGACCAUCUGAACAUUUUCCUCAACACCUUGUUUCUCCAUGUUAGAGGACGGAGGAGACACAUUGGAAUGUGUCCCAAAUGGCACCUUAUUCCUUAUUUUAUAACAGACUCUUUGAAAGCUGAAAGAACGAUGGCAGACAAAGGAUGUGGUGCAUGUGACCAACGAACCCUUUCCCCUCUUCAGAAACGCUAGUUAAAGGCUGCAAAAUUCCAGAAAAUUCCAGUUGGAGGGUUUCAGGAUUUUGUGCUUAAUUUAUUCUCUCCUGAUUCCAGGAUUCUCUAACCAGGAUUUCUGGAAAACCUGGGGAUUUUGGGAAAGUGACAGGAUUUUGCGACCCUAAACGCUAGUCUCCCCUCCAGCACCCAGGCAUCUCUCUCUAUGGGCUGACAGUGUUAUUAAUGUUGUUGGUAACCAUGUCUGUCUAAAGCAGGGGUAUCAAGCUCAUUCCACGGUGGGCCGAGUGUCUGCAGGUUUUUGUUUUUUCCUUUCAAUUAAGACCUAAAUAGUGACCUUAAUUCAUCAAUCAAGUACAAGGGUGGAGAGAGAACCUUCAGAGACACAGCCACCCGUGAAGUGAGUUUAACACGUGGUCUAAAGCACCUUUGUAAGCACUAUUUAUCGUCUGCACAAUACAAGUUGACUUUUUAAGAA
Molecule: messenger RNA, 3496 nt
Organism: Oncorhynchus mykiss (rainbow trout)
Lineage: Eukaryota; Metazoa; Chordata; Actinopteri; Salmoniformes; Salmonidae
Product: phosphatase and actin regulator 3
Biological process (GO): actin cytoskeleton organization
Molecular function (GO): actin binding
Source: RefSeq, a predicted model, not a curated record